AAAAAUAAAAUCCUCAAUAUAUAUAGAAAGCCUUUUUAACCAUCGUCAGGGGUUUAAACCCAAUAUCUAAAAGCCCAAACAUGUCAAAACCCAAGCCCAGAUACAAAAAUCCGAUUCGCCACAGCCACCAGCAAUCUUCCCGCCAGCAAAAUCGCCAUGGAUUCCGGCAUAGCCUCCCUCAAGCCUAAAAUUUUCUUCACACAUCAUGAUUCCGUUUCUCGGCUGUUGGUCUUAAUUUAUAUAUUAUAAUCUGUUCGCCUCAGAUUCGAAGAACCCUAAAAUAAAUAAAAAAGAGUAAAAUUGAAGGAUGGAGAAUUUUGAACAUGGACGGUUACUCUCUAAUCUCUCUUUCUCUACCUCGGUAAACUCGCUCAUCAGAUCCUCCCACGUUCUUCCUCGCCUCUUACGCUUUGUUGCGUGUUGCCUAAAAAGGUCUCGUCACCUUCAUCGUCGCCGGUUUUCCUCUUCACAUUAGCGGUGGAUCUCAUUCCCCACUGCCGAUCCUCCUACUCUCUCGGUUCGUAUUUACGCGCCGUACCUCAAGCGAUCUCGACCUGAUAAGUCUCUAAACUCUCUUCCUUACUCACUCUACCAUUCGUUUCUGCGAAUUGAGUAGAAAGCUUUUCUGCGAUUCGUCUUCAGGAACAAGGUAUGACUGCUGUGGAACUUGAAGAGGUUGUUUGCCGUGAACCUGAUGAAGCAGAGCUGAAUCAGUUCAGUGAUAAUGGUGGUAAAAACGUUGUCUAUCAACUUCUAGAUCAAAAGACUUCCGAACGUAGAUGGUUAAGUGAAAGGUUUCUCAGAUGGAGACGAAGAUAUCUUCCUGUUGAUGGAGAUAACAGACGUGACCACGGAUCAGUGAAACAGUCAGGACCCCUUGUGUCUGGAGCAGCUUACUGCAUCUCUUCCUGCAGCAUGAUUAUAUUGAACAAAAUUGUUCUCUCCAGCUAUAAUUUCAACGCUGGGAUCUCUUUGAUGUUAUAUCAAAACUUAAUCAGCUGUUUGGUGGUAGCUGUGCUAGAUAUCUCUGGAAUGGUUUCAGUGGAAAAAUUCAACUGGAAGUUGAUCAGAGUAUGGUUGCCUGUCAAUGUUAUCUUUGUGGGCAUGCUGGUCUCAGGAAUGUACAGUUUGAAGUACAUAAAUGUUGCCAUGGUGACUAUUCUGAAGAAUGCGACAAAUAUCAUUACAGCAAUAGGGGAGGUAUACAUGUUCCGGAAAAGGCAGAACAACAAGGUUUGGGCUGCAAUGUUCAUGAUGAUCAUUUCUGCAAUCAGUGGAGGUAUCACGGAUCUCACAUUCGAUGCAGUAGGGUACACAUGGCAGCUUGCCAACUGCUUUCUAACCGCAAGUUAUUCACUUACUCUUCGUCGAGUAAUGGACAAAGCAAAGCAGUCAACCAAGUCUGGCUCUCUUAAUGAGGUGUCAAUGGUGCUGCUGAAUAAUCUCUUGUCACUACCUUUCGGUAUCAUCUUAAUCAUCUUACUGGGUGAAUGGAGAUACGUAAUUAGCACGGAUGUGACAAAAGAUGCAAUGUUUUGGGUAGUGGCAACAGCAAGCGGCUUCCUUGGUUUGGCAAUUAGCUUCACUUCAAUGUGGUUCUUGCAUCAAACCGGACCCACAACUUACAGUCUUGUGGGUUCAUUAAACAAGGUUCCGAUAUCACUAGCUGGGCUUGUACUCUUCAAAGUCCCUCUCAGUCUCCCAAAUUUAUUCAGCAUACUGUUUGGUUUAUUUGCUGGAGUCGUCUUUGCCAGAGCUAAAAUGUCAUGAAGCGUAUUUCUAAGCAGAAGUGGGAUUGUUCAAGAAG
This is a messenger RNA of Capsella rubella, 1807 nucleotides long. RefSeq names its product GDP-mannose transporter GONST2. Gene Ontology annotation, molecular function: GDP-mannose transmembrane transporter activity; antiporter activity. The transcript is spliced from 10 exons. Lineage: Eukaryota; Viridiplantae; Streptophyta; Magnoliopsida; Brassicales; Brassicaceae. Gene Ontology annotation, cellular component: Golgi apparatus. The record is from RefSeq and is a predicted model, not a curated record. The coding region runs from base 652 to 1770 and encodes 372 amino acids.